CUCUCUCUCUUUUCCAAAACAGGGCAACUUUUUACAUCCAUUUAUUAUUUUUAACUCGUUUGCUUUCUAACCACUAAACCGAAAUAUGGAUCACACUUUCUCUGAGGAUACCUCAGCCUAUGAGAACUUCACAGAUGACUGGACAUCCGAUGGAGGGGAAACGGUGCAUUUCAUCAUUCGCUGCGUUAUCCCAUCGGUCUAUAUACUUAUCAUAACAGUUGGUUUACUGGGCAACAUCACUCUUGUGAAAAUAUUCAUCACUACCAGCGCGAUGCGAAGUGUACCAAACAUUUUCAUCUCCAGCUUGGCUGUGGGAGAUCUUUUGCUUUUGGUCACUUGUGUACCAGUGGACGCGUUUAGGUAUUUCUAUGAAGAGUGGAUUUUUGGAAUUGUGGCUUGUAAGAUGAUCCCGGUGAUCCAGCUCACCUCGGUCGGAGUCUCCGUGUUCACUCUCACGGCACUGAGCGCAGACAGACACAAAGCUAUUGUGAAUCCCAUGGAUAUCCAGACCUCCAGCGCAGUGUUCUGGACCUGCUUGAAGGCCAUCACUAUAUGGGUUGUCUCAGUGCUGCUGGCUAUCCCCGAGGCAGUCUUUUCACAGGUGGUUCACAUGCCUGACAAGAACAUGACGUUCACCGCUUGUGUGCCGUAUCCACUCUCCAACGAGAUGCAUCCCAAGAUUCAUUCGAUUAUGAUAUUCCUCGUCUACUUCCUCAUCCCUCUGAGCAUUAUCUCUGUUUACUACUACCACAUCGCGAAGACACUUGUCAAGAGUGCUCACGAUAUGCCAGGUGAGAUUAGUGAGCACUCCAAAAGACAGACGGAAACAAGGAAGCGUCUAGCCAAGAUCGUUCUGGUGUUUGUGGGCCUCUUCGCACUGUGCUGGUUCCCCAACCACGUUCUCUACAUGUACCGCUCCUUCAACUAUCGGCAGAUCGACUCCUCGCUGUCACACCUCAUCAUCACGCUUGUGGCGCGAGUGUUGAGCUUCUCCAGCUCCUGCAUGAACCCAUUUGCCCUGUACCUGCUGAGCGAGAGCUUCAGAAGGCAUUUCAACAACCAGCUGCUGUGCAGACAGCGCAAAUACCAAGAGCGCAACACCAGCUACCUUCAGAGCACUUCUGCUAUCCGCAUGACCUCCAUCAGGAAGAACGCAAGUGCCGUGGCCAACGGGCAUGGCCAAAAACCAGGAGUCUGCAUUUAGCAGCUGUUCUCUUAAGGCUUGGGGACUCACAUAUAGGUUCAACUGAAGAGUUUGGUGACCCAGCUGGGUAAAUGGGCGUUUGUUGAAGCAGGAAAUACAGAAGGAUUACUGUUGUAAAUAUUGCAUGUAUGUUUUUCCCAAAGGUUGCAACGUCGCUUGAGGCCCAGAAUGAAAUUUGCUUUAUUUUUUGAAACAUUAUUCUUAUUGCAAACAGAAAGGAAUGGAUAUCCCGCUGAUAACUGAAGGCUAAUUCUAUUUCUCCUCAAGCUAAACACAAUUUCUGCCUGUAUAAAAUAUCAGCUCUGUACAAAAGAUUGGACUAGAAUUUCCAUUAUUGUAUAAUGCUUUUCAGCUCAAUCAUUUUUCCUUUUUCAUCCAGUCAAAUGAUGAAAAUUCAACUUUCAUCGAUGGAAAGUGCACUUAAUACAGUAAAUGAAUGUUUGGAAAAGCAGUUUUGAUUUCACCAGGCGGAAAAGCGUAUUACAGAGAUAUCACUUAAAUCAUUUACAUUGCCUACGGUCGCAUUCUAUUUCUCAGUAAUUCACAAUAACAAUAAUAAUCAACAAUAUCCACAAUAUAUUCAAUUUAGGAGCAAUGACAUGGCUCUUUCCAGUGAAUGUUAAUGUCUAUGAUAGAUCAGACAGGUCACACGCUCAAGGGUAAACUGUGGUGAUUAGAUUAAUAUAUGCAUAAACAGAUUAGGAUUCAACAUGAAUAUAAAUUUCUGAGACACGUUCCCUAUAGCUUCCGAUAUAUGAGUCAAAGGAAAGGAACGCCAAGAUCAUCAUGGCAGACUAAUAUGAAUAACGCAUGCAGUGUAUCAUUCUUAUAUUCAUCAGCAAAUGUUAUCCUCUAAAUCACUGCAUUGCAAUAUAUUAUCUUUAAAUCAUUU
Rhinichthys klamathensis goyatoka is the source of this 2096-nucleotide messenger RNA. RefSeq names its product neuromedin B receptor (gene nmbr). Gene Ontology annotation, cellular component: membrane. The transcript is spliced from 3 exons. Gene Ontology annotation, molecular function: G protein-coupled peptide receptor activity. Gene Ontology annotation, biological process: G protein-coupled receptor signaling pathway. The record is from RefSeq and is a predicted model, not a curated record. Lineage: Eukaryota; Metazoa; Chordata; Actinopteri; Cypriniformes; Leuciscidae. The coding region runs from base 86 to 1204 and encodes 372 amino acids.